Molecule: messenger RNA, 3210 nt
Organism: Symbiodinium sp. CCMP2456
Lineage: Eukaryota; Dinophyceae; Suessiales; Symbiodiniaceae
Source: the annotation of a GenBank genome assembly
AUGACUGGUGCCGUGCGGGAGGGGGCGCUGAGCACCUGGUUCGAAGGCCUGGCUGCCGAACCCGCUUUGGGGCAGCUGGAGCUGCGCAAGCUUGGCCAAGAUACCCUCUCCUCGCUGGUUCUCGAUGCGGAGUUUGGAGCCAGUACCCCAAGGCUGGGACCCGCAUCGGAGCCCCGGUCACUGAACUCGGCGGCGAGCAUCCGCCGGCCAGAUAGUCGGCUACCCUCGAUACGGCGGGCCUUUGGUCGGCGAACCCGGAAGGCGCUGCUGGAAUCCUGUCCGCCAUGUACGCGCGACCUCUCCGACGUGUCAGUGGACAAGAUCUCAGAGGACCUGCAGCGUGUGCGCCUGGACCUCGCCGCAGUGAAAGCAGGGAAGCAUCUGCAACGCCAGCAAGGCCGGAACCAAUCGGCCGAGAAGCCGACGGGAAGGGCCCGGACGGUACGGCCCAAGGACCCAGGUGCAGAAGAGCACGGCCGCUACCUAGCGAAGCUGAAGGGCAUCGCUGCCGAGCUUCUGACAGCCUUUGAUGCCAAUGGUGACGGCUUGUUGGAUGUCCAAGAGGCGGGGAAGCUCUUUCGCCGCCUGGCCGGCCGCAAAGCGCAAGGCACUCACGCCCCGAUGCCUGUGGAGCGAGGUGCCCUGAGCCACCUGGAAGGGGGAUCUGGGCUCGGAGAGAGCGAGCUGGUGCAGCUGGUGCACCUCGGGGGAGGUGCCUUGGGGCACGUCUCUCAAACCCAGGGCCGCUACUGCGCCGACCACCGACCCUUCUCACGCCCGGAAGCCGUGACUUGCCGGCUGCCGGAAACGGAGGCGCCGGCCAAGCCUCCGGCGCUGGUGCCGAAACCACCCCCCGCAAAGUUCGGGGAGCCGCCGCCCUGGCAGAGCCGGGCGCGGGUGCUCCAAGGCCCACUGCGAGGCCGCAAGAGCCACCGGGAGCAGCUGAGAGACGAGCUACGGUGUCAGCCAGGGCCACCGGCUGGAUCUGCUUUGAAUGACAAUGUCGUGCUGGCCCAGGUUGGCAAGGCCGUGCGAGAUGGAGAUGCUGCUGCGCUGUCCGCUUUAGUCAAAGCCAACAGCCUCUGGGCUGAGCCAAAUCCGUCCGUCAUUUCCAUGGAGCUCCAGCAGAAGCUUGCAACAGGCUGCUAUCGAUUUCCGUUGCUCUUCACGGCUGCCUACUCUGGAGCCCAUGCGGUCUGGCAGCUUCUUCUUCGAGAGAUCAGCAGCCAGCCACAGGCUCUCACGGAAGACGUGGAAGGUUGGACGCUGCCGAUGGUGUUGUGUGUGGCCCCUCCUGCGCCCUUCAGCGAGAAAGACAGCAAGAAACUCCUGUGCAAUCUGCUGGAGGUUGUAGGCCAGGAGGCCCACAAACGGCGCUCGCUUCUGGCGCAGUGCCUGCUCCUUCCACAGGAUGACCACUGGGAGGGCGAUGCGGCGGUCCAGCCGCUGCAUCUGCUACUGGAGCGUGAGAACUGGUCGGAGUUGGUGGCCUUCCUGGUCGAGGCUGGCGGAGGCUUCCCACACGACGAGGCGCAACCGCGCAUGGCACUGGUCAGCGCAGUCCUGGCAGAGCGUGGGCUCCUGGGAGAUUUCGUGGCCGCCUGCGCCCAGGGCGGCGACGUGCCGAGACCACAGACGCAAGCAUUCGCAGGACUCUACCUGGGCAUCCUCAAGAACUGCGUGCCCUGGGUCCAGUGCCUCAGUGCUCUCCAGGCGCUGCUGAAAGCAGGGCUCGCACCCUCUGAGCCGCUGACGCCCUCCAGGGAGACCUGGCCUCUGCAUGCCGCUGGGCGGCACAAUUGCCGCGCUGCCGCCCAGGUUCUGCUUGUUGCCAAAGCCGAUCCCUUUGUGCGCAACGCGCGUGGCCAGACUGCCCUGGACGUCGCCAAAGCGAACAGGUCUUGGGCCACAGCGGCCCUGAUCCGCCGGGCUGCGCAGAGCGACAGGGCCAGCGACGGCCUUAUUCUGCGAGUGGCUCAUGCCUUGGCGAAACAUGUGGAGGACGUCCAUGCCGAAAGGGUAGCGGCGGACAUCAAUCUGGUAGCCAAUGCUCUGGUGACCCAUCUGGAAACCGUAGAGGCACAAAAGGAUCUGGUGGCCAGCGCUCUCGUGACCCACCUGGAAGCCGUGGACGCGCGGAAAGCUGCCGAGGGUGCUUCGGACAUUGACUUGCAGGAGGCCGUGAUACAAGAACACGAGGACGCCGCCACGAAGAUAGUGGCGAGUGCCCUGGCUGGCCUGCUUGGCACUUUUUCCGACGAAUCUUCAAGGAGAGAAAGCAUCCCAGAGCACGAGGCUGUGGAGAGCGAUCACACCGACGCUGCAAACGUUCAAACGGUCGCGCGAAUAUUGGCCGGGCUUGUCACGGCAGCAGAGUCGGACGUUGGUUCCCUGAUGGGCCAGUUGGAGGAAGCCGCGAGUGACAGCAUCCAGCAUGAGGCUGUGGAGAGCGAGCACACCGACGAUGCAAACGUCGAAACAGUGGCGCGUGUACUGGCCGGGCUCGUCACGUCGGCAGAGUCGGACGUCGGCUCCCAGGAGGAGGCAGCAAGCGACAGCAUCCAGCAUGAGGCUGCGGAGAGCGAGCAUACCGACGAUGCAAAUGUCCAAACAGUGGCAUGUAUACUGGCCGGGCUUCUCGCGGCAGCAGAGCCGGACGUUGGCUCCCCCAUGGAAGCCGCCCGCGACAGCAUCCAGCAUGAGGCCGUCGAGAGCGAGCACGCAGACGAGGCAAAUGUGCAAACGGUGGCCCGCGUGUUGGCCGGUCUCGUCACAGCAGCGCAGCGAGAUGUGGGGUCCUUGGUGCAGGUGGAGGAGGCUACGCACGACAGCCUCCAGCAUGAGGCCACUGAGAGCGAUCGAGCCGACGUGGCGCGCGUCGUGGCCGGGCUCGUCACGUCAGCAGAGUCGGACGUUGGCUCGUUGGUGCAGGAAGCCGCCCGCGACAGCAUCCAGCAUGAGGCUGUCGAGAGCGAGCACACCGACGCUGCCAACGUCCAAACCGUAGCACGUGUACUGGCCGGGCUUGUCAAGGACGCAGGCGAGUCGGCGGCGCGAAGGGUGUCCGAACAGGAGGAGGAACCUGUGGAGCGCUCCGGAAACACGGAGGACCUCAAGGCUUGGAGCAGCUUUGAUGAGCAGAGCGCCGUGGCAGAGGUGGUGGAGGCCGUGGAGGCGAUGGCGGAUGAAGCGGCAGCUUCCGGAAUUUAG